Molecule: messenger RNA, 1725 nt
Organism: Cucumis melo (muskmelon)
Lineage: Eukaryota; Viridiplantae; Streptophyta; Magnoliopsida; Cucurbitales; Cucurbitaceae
Product: EID1-like F-box protein 3
Exons: 1
Coding region: 516-1454 (312 amino acids)
Source: RefSeq, a predicted model, not a curated record
AGUGAAAGUAAAGUAGAAUGAAAAGCAGAGAAAAGGUACAAAGAAUACAAACAUAUUUGUUUGGGGAGAAGGAAAAAGGAAAGAGGAAAUGGAGGGAGGGACACGUGUCAACUCAUUGAUAAACUAAAAAAAAGAAAAAAAAAAAAGCUCCAGAUAUUUUUACGACCGGAUAGGUUAGAUAUUUUCGAAAAUAAUAUUUUUCAAAACACCCAAAUUGGACACGUGUUCCUCUCUCCACAAUUGCUGACGCUUCCUCUCGAUUCUCUCCUCAAAAACAAGCAAUACGAUUAAGACGCGUGUCCUCUCCUCUCACCUCAUAACACCUUUCUUCAGAUCACAACCAACCAUUAAACCGACACGUUUCGGUUUUAACUCACCCUUUAAGACACAUAUAUAUCAUCGCCUUCUCUCUUCGCUCUUCCCAACGUAAAAGAAAAACAAAACCUUAAAACUAUAAUUUUUUUCCCCCAAAUUCCCUAAACAUAAAAUUUGUUUUUUAAAAAAAAAAAAGAAAAAUGAAUGCGAAUACUAACCGGAGAUUUAAACCUUCACCGUCGCCGCAGGGCUCCGAGUCUGACGACUCCGGCAUCUUCAACGAGCGGAUACUUCUUCUUGUGUUUCGGACGAUCAAGUGGGAUUUGCGAACGCUUUGCAUUACAGCUUCUCUUAAUCGAAAGCUUCGAGCCAUAGCUGAGAGAUUGCUAUGGCGAGAACUCUGUUUCAAUCGAGCUCCUCGAAUGUUAGCUGCAUUGACUACCGGAGCUCCCAAUGCUCGAGUCGGCGGUGGAUGGAACGCGCUUGCUAAAUUGAUGUUCUUCUGCUGUGGUUGCCAAUCCAGCCGCCAUUUCAAGGUGGCUCAGCCUUUGCCAGGACACUUCGUUCACGAAUCGCGCUUCUCCAAAACCUCAGGCCAGAGCUUCCUCACCAAGAAAUGCCGGGGAGAUUUGCUUUACGUGAGCGAUCCUUGUGAGCAUUCUAAUGGGAGGGAUGAGGAUGAUUUAGGGAUUUAUAGAGGAAUCUUUCGGGGAUUUAUGAGAUCGAAAACUAGGGCAUUCUUGAUUAAACGUCAGGUGAGGUUGGAAGAAACAACCAGAUGCCCUUAUUGUGGGGCUCGGGUGUGGAGUAUGACAACGGCUCGACUCGUGCCAAAGAGCGUGGCGAGGCGGCUCGGGACACACGAUGGAGGUCUUGAAUAUUUUGUUUGUGUGAAUGGGCAUUUACAUGGCUCUUGUUGGCUUGUUCCUUUAUCCUCGGAGGAGGACGAUGGAGGAAACAGCAAUGACGAUGACGAUGACGAGGGGGAGGAGGAGGAAGAGGAGGUGGGGUUUUAUGGAGAAGUUGGUGAGAUGGGGUUCGAUGAUCGAACGGUGACGGACGAAAGCAGGAGCUCGAGGGGGGGAGGGCCGGUGCCGACGGGACAGAUUAGAAUGAAGUUAAAGGUGGGGAUGGAGUAGAAAGGAUGUUGGAUUCGGGAAUAGAAUUGUUGUUGAAAACUUGAAAUUGAAGAGAAAGGAUUAGAACAAAUUUAGUGAGCAACAACAGAUCGAAGACAGAUUGAAAAAUGGAAGAAAUUGAGUAUUUUGGUAGGCAUUACUACUUUCAACAUAGAAUUCUGUUUCCAAUACACUGAUUAUACUGACUUUCAACUUACAAUUCUGUUUCCAAUACACUGAUCAUGAGUAAGUAUAAUUCUAAUCACAAUCAUUUUUCCUUUUUUAAUUACAA